Moneuplotes crassus is the source of this 2089-nucleotide messenger RNA. NCBI's taxonomy places the organism in Eukaryota, Ciliophora, Spirotrichea, Euplotida, Euplotidae. The record is from the annotation of a GenBank genome assembly.
AUGGGUAACACAGCUGAGCCAGAACAAGGUCUGGUAGGUAAUCACAUAGUCCCAAAGACACUUCAAAUCCGGACACAUACCUGGAAGAAGAAGUCUAUUGGAUUAUUUGACUACAGCUACCAAGAUCUUAAUACAAUGAACAUGGAAAUAGAAGAUCCUAGAUGAUUCUACAUUAUACAAAACCCUGACGAUAAAAUUACUACUACAAAGAAGCGGCCAAAGAGGGAAUCCGGUUCCAUUCCUCUCGCAUGAGUUCUCUACUACGAAAGAGAUUACUAUAUCUACCAACCUUAUGGUCUGAGGGAGAUAUCAAGAAAUAUAUCUGAAGAGAAAUCUAAAAAAGAAAGUUUAGAUGUCAUUGCCAAAUCCAGCAAACUCGCUUGGAUUAUUACUGGCCAAAGUAAUAACAAGCUUAAUAAUGAAUUUAAAUGCGGUGAUUACCUAAAAUUUGGAAGAGUAGCAUUUAAAGUUAAGAUGACAUCCAAUCAAGAAACCUUUGAACAUUCGAUUAUACCAAAGGAAGAUGCUAUGAACACAAGUGAAGGUGGCCUACUUCUAAAUAAAUCAGCUAACGUCUCAAUGAGAAGAAAUAGCGGGGAUGCUCUAAAUCAAUCUCUGAGGCAAACUGACAACUCCAGGCUUGAGUUACCUUCUUAUGAUGUCUCUGGCAGAGAGUCUGGCUUACAGACUCAGAGGUCAAAGAACAAGCUUACAUGAAGAAUCUGAUGGUCUGAAGGUAUAACUAAUUUGAAAAAUGAAGAUGAAGUUGAUGACCUCCUGGUUUCUCCAUGAAGUUGCACUGGAACAGUCCAGUAUGUACAUCUUAGUUGCCUCAGGAAUUGGUUGGACAGCAAACUCCAUACAAGGGAAACUUGGUGUGUAAACUCUUAUUAUUGGAAAAACAUUGAGUGCGAAUUAUGAAAAUAAUAUUUUCCCUGAUACGGUGCAAAUCGAAACCCAAAAGUAUGAGUUAAAAUCGUUCCGUAUACUAAACUAUAAUAUCCCUGAGAAUUCCCACUACGUUGUGUUAGAGACAUAUUCUUCCAAAUAAAAGCAAAGCCAGGAUAAUUCACGUCAUCGACUUCGGACACGAAGAUACUGUUUAUGUUGGCAGAGGUCAAGAAGCUAAUGUAAGGAUCACAGAUAUCUCUGUGUCCAGAAGACAUUCCGAGCUAUCCUGAAUCGAUGGAAAGUUUUAUGUUUGUGACUAUGAUUCAAAAUUUGGCACACUCCGAUCAUUUGAUAUGCCUAUGAAGAUACAAGGCUAUGUGAGACUUCAAUCAUCAAAAACUGUGAUAAUCCUGAAAAUCAAAUAAGAUCCAGAAAGGGUGCAUAUGCUGUAGGAAAAGGAAAUAAGCCUAGGAUAUACAGUAUUCAGGACUAUACAAUCCUGCAUAAGUGGUUCCCAAAAGAACUUAAAAAGAUAUUUAAAAUUGACGAAAGCCCUAAACGCAAAAGACGAAAGAAGAUACAGAAAGAGCUCGAAAAGGUUAUUCUUGAAGAGGCAAAAAUUGGCACUCACCUUCCUGAACAAUUUGGUCAAGAUAGUGAGCAUGUGAUCACAGAGAUUGCUGAUAAUGAUUCUGAGAGGGAUGAAGAUAACUUUAUGAUUGAAAUCCCACAACAAAGAUUGGUUAAUAAUAGUAUGCAGCCCUUGUAUAGACAACAAGCUUGGAAUGAUAGCAAUCAUUCAAGACAUAGUUCUAUUAAUGAAGAGAGAAAAGAGCUCCCUUCUAGAAGAGAGAUUAUGGAAGUCGAGCGACUCAGUAAGAAUUGGGAGCUAAAUCGAAAACAAAUUGAAGACUCUGAUGAUGAAGAAAGCCCAAAUCAUCAAGUAUUACAUUCUAGAACAAUUAAAAAUCGGCUCAUCAAACUUGAAAAUGAAGAAUCCAAAAACCACCAUCUUCGACAUCAAGAAUACCUCUCAGAAGAACUCAACUUCUCAAAUUCCCAAAUAAACCUCCUCAACCUUCCCAGGCCACAUAAUCCAAAUCCUUCAAAUUCCCCUGUACAUCGGCAGAAUGUCCUUCUCGAACAAGAGGCUCUGGCCCGUCCUUCAGUAAGUCAGCAAAAUAUAUACAAGAAGUAA